AUGGCGGGCGUACUUGAUGGUCUUUCGAACAGCUCACCACCUUCCAAUCCUAACGAUAGCAUUCUUAACGAGGACGAAGCUCCUGGGAAAUCUACCCCACAUUUGGUAGAACAAGUGAAGGCAUCGGUCGAUAGAUUGAACGCUGAGAUCGCUGCCCAGGCUCGAGAUGCAGAAAACUCAAAAGCUGAACCUGAAGCUACGCACUCAAAUUAUCAGAAUACUCAAAAGCCCGUUUAUGAUGGGCCGUGGGUCUCUCGACCUAUAAAGAGAGUAGUCUCUGCGGACCAAGGUUCUCAGCCAUCCAGUGGGCUAUCGAAAAUAAACUCAGAAAAGCUUUACGAUCCAGCCAGCCCCGACUUCGAUGCAAUCACCGAGUGUGAAACUAUCCUGGCAAAGGAGCGAGCAGUUACUUUAGAAAAGCGCAAGAGAGCGAGCGAAAGCAGUGAGCUCGCUUCCGUUGAAGACAGAAGCGUACACAAUAGUAGCGGAUAA
This is a messenger RNA of Glarea lozoyensis ATCC 20868, 492 nucleotides long. RefSeq lists its product as uncharacterized. Bases 1 to 492 code for a protein of 163 amino acids. NCBI's taxonomy places the organism in Eukaryota, Fungi, Ascomycota, Leotiomycetes, Helotiales, Helotiaceae. The record is from RefSeq and is a predicted model, not a curated record. The transcript has a single exon.